Styela clava is the source of this 1083-nucleotide messenger RNA. The record is from RefSeq and is a predicted model, not a curated record. NCBI's taxonomy places the organism in Eukaryota, Metazoa, Chordata, Ascidiacea, Stolidobranchia, Styelidae.
GUUUGGGCUUUUCGAUUGCAAUGGCGGCUCGUGCGUCUGGUGGUUCCAAAUUGCAUUGCUGCGUACCGUUGUGUAAUGGCGAUAGCCGUUACUCACCAGACUUAUCGUUCCACUCUUUCCCCAAAAAUGAAGAGAGCGUGGAUUCACAGUAUUCGUCGCGAUCCUGGUAAACAAUUUCAAAUUACACCAAGCACGCGAGUUUGCGGCAACCAUUUCAGACCCGAAGACAUUUAUGAGACGCCUUCUGGUCGACGCCGUUUGCACCACAACUCAGUUCCAUCAAAAUUUAGUUGGACAAAGUUAAUUGCAGAGAGACCACUGCCAAAUAGACUGAGAACCACUGAUGCCACUGUACCAAGCAGUCGGACCAGCAGUCUGUGUUUUAAUCACACUAAUCCUACUCAAGUGGUUUACAACUACUGCAUUGUAGUGAAAACAGCUGAAGAAAAACUUAGCAAGCUUUGAAAGAAAUUGAGAAUUUAAAAACAGUUUCAAAGCUGUCAAUAUCUAAAUUCGGUAUGGAACGUUUCAAGACGUCAAGCUCCAUGAUUAAAUAUUAUACUGGCUUUAGUUCUUAUUGUUUAUUGAUUGACUUUUUCAACAUAUUGUUGGACUGUGCUUUUAACACUAUGGUCUGCUGUAAGCGAAGAAGUUAGUAAUGGAAGUAGCGAUUUUUUAGACCCCCCCUGUAAGAAGCGAUCACUUCCACUGGCUGAUGAACUGUUUUUAUUUUUGUGUCGUCUGAGACAGGGCUUUGAUAAGAUCCAUCUUAGUGAUGUUUUAUGCAUAUCACAAUCCACUGUCUCUCGGAUAGUUUCUGCUGUAAGCGAAGAAGUUAGUAAUGGGAGUAUCGAUUUUUUAGACCACCCCUGUAAGAAGCGAUCGCUUCCACUGGCUGAUGAACUGUUUUUAUUUUUGUGUCGUCUGAGACAGGGCUUUGAUAAGAUCCAUCUUAGUGAUGUUUUAUGCAUAUCACAAUCCACUGUCUCUCGGAUAGUUAUCACAUGGGCUAGUUUUCUUUAUUUUACCUUGGCGUCUAUCCCAAUUUGGCCUACUCGUGAGCAGGUUUAUGAAAAUAUGCCA